UUUAAACAAUAAAAUUUGAAUUUUACUUAAUAGUUUAUAAUUUAUUGAGUUAAUUUCUGUUUGUUACAAAAUUUAAUGUCAUAUAUAAAUGAUUAUAAUGUUAAUCGUGUUAAUUAUUAAAAAACAAAGUGUUACAAACUAACCUCCAGUGUUGAAAAAUGUCUGCGGAGUAAAAACUGAAAAUUGUCAUAUCUAUUGACAGGAAAAUAAAAUAAAGAUGAAUAUCGUUCGUAUAAAUGGAAAAAAUGUUAUUUUUAUUAUUCUUUCAUUGAUAUUUAACUCAGUCAAAGAAGUUCAUAUGGGAUAUGAGGGUAUGAUGAGUUACGCUUUUACAAAUGUUACACCAGCUAAUAACAAUAAAAAACAGGAUGAUCUUUAUGGUUUGUGUCCAGUCGGAAAAUCAUGUUCAGAAAUGGGAGGUGAUUGUUUGAACUGUGAUCUUGAUCCUCAUUGUGAUUAUGGAUCAAUGUAUACUAUCAAUUGUACUGUUCCUGAUUCAGUAGAUUGUGUGGGAGAAAGAUCAUUUACUAAACAAUACAUGUGUAGGUAUUGUUACCAAACUGAUCAUUGGGAACACAAGUGUCAUUUAAAAAAUUCAUGUAAUUCCGUUGCUUCACCUCCGCAAUAUUACAGAACGAAUUGUACAGUAAAUAGUGACAUAAUAUGCUUAGGAAGACGAAAAUUUAUGAAAAAUUUGCGUUGUAAUUGGACUGGGGGAUACAAAUGGUCGACGGCAUUAAUUUUAAGUAUAACACUAGGUGGUUUUGGUGCUGACAGAUUUUACUUGGGACAUUGGCAAGAAGGUAUCGGGAAAUUGUUCAGCUUUGGUGGUCUAGGUGUAUGGACACUCAUAGACGUCAUGUUAAUUUCCAUGAGAUAUUUAGGACCCGCAGAUGGUUCUCUGUAUAUUUAAUUUAAAAAUACUAAUUGCGCUCAGUGAUUUGUUCGUUAAUGAGGAGUAAAACCAAACAUUAUUUAUUUAUUGUAUUUAUAAUUAUUUCAUAUUUGUUAAUUCAUAUUAUAUAUUUUUUAUUCUUUAUUAUUAUGAUUAAUAUUAAUUAUAGAUUAUAAUAAAAAUGUCAUAUAUAUACAUA
Messenger RNA from Microplitis mediator, 1094 nucleotides. It is a transcript of the gene amx, whose product is annotated as TM2 domain-containing protein almondex. The record is from RefSeq and is a predicted model, not a curated record. NCBI's taxonomy places the organism in Eukaryota, Metazoa, Arthropoda, Insecta, Hymenoptera, Braconidae. The coding region runs from base 218 to 913 and encodes 231 amino acids. The transcript is spliced from 7 exons.